AUGGCACCUAAAAACGUCCCCAACGGCAGCGCUAAAGAGCAGCCCAUUGAGGUUUCCGGGUCUAGUCAGCCCGCCGUCGUUGGUAUCAACUUCGGGAACUCGUAUGCUUCCAUCGCGGUCUUGACCAACGAAGGAAACGCUGAGUGCAUUGCCAACGAAGAUGGAGAGCGUCAGAUUGCUUGUGCGAUCUCUUACCAUGGCGAGGAACUGUACAUUGGCAACCAAGCCAAGGCACAGCUUGUUAAAAAUGCGCACAACACCAUCACUGGGUUCCGCAACUUGCUUGGCAAAAAAUUCUCUGACCUCCCCAAAGACGAGAAACCGACCUCCGCCGCCGUAAUCCAACACCCCACUCUCCCCGACACCCCCGCCUACACCGUCCAGGUCACCCAAGCCGCCCCCGCCCCUCUCCCUUCCUCAAAAUCUACUCCUGCCGCCUCUACCACCGCUACCCCCCGUUCCGAACCUCUCGAAACCACCCUCACCCUCACCCCCUCCGAAGUGACCACCAUCUUCCUAAAGUCGCUCAUCGGUUCAGCCUCCGAUUUCCUGGGCAAGAAGAUCGAAGGUGCCGUGAUUGGGUAUCCUGGCUGGUUCGAAGAAGGCCAGGUCGAGGCGUUGAAAGAUGCGGCGGAGAAGGCUGGCGUAAAGGUCUUGCAAUUAUUGGUCGAUGCUGGUGCGGCCGGAGUUACCACCACGGCCGAUAACUCGACCUUCGGCGAUCUCGCGACCAACACGUCCUCUCCCUCCGCCGACCGCACGCAACUCAUCGUCGACCUCGGCUCGGACUCGCUCUCCCUCACUCUGCUGUCCAUCCGCCAGGGCCUGUUCUACCCCCUCGCCGAAUCCUACCACCACGGCAUCGGCGGCACGAGCAUCGACACCAAGCUCGUUAAAUUCCUCGCUAAGGAAUUCACGAAGAAGACCAAAACGCCGCUUGCCGUUGCGCCUUCGACCGAAAAAGGCGACGUCCGCGCCGAAGCGCGUCUCCGCCUCGCCCUAGAGCACACCAAACGCACCAUCUCCGCCUCUCCCUCCGCCGCGACCUGUUCCGUCGAGUCCCUCAAAGACGGCAUGGACUUCACCGGAUCUGUCAACCGUCUGCGCUUCGAUAUGGAGGCUCGCUCGGUGUAUGAUUUCGUCUAUGCGAAGACGGAGGCUCUGUUGAGCGAGGCCGGUGUAGAGUGGAUUGAGCUGGACGAGGUGGUGUAUGUGGGCGGGUCGGCUUCGUUGCCUGGGUUGGACGAGAGACUGAUCAGCCCGAAUGGAGAGGGGAGCGCGGUUGGUGGGUACGAUCCCGAUAGGACGGUCUCGCCGUUCACGAAGGGGACGAUCGUGGGUGGUGGUGUUGGCGAUCCGACGACUAUGAUCAGUAGGGGCUGUGCGAUGCAGGCGAAGUUGAUCAUGCAGGUCUUGGGCAAGGAGGGCGAGAGCAGUGAUGUCGCCAAGGCGUUCACUGACGCUACUACUAGCCAGGGCGAGGGCGCGAAGUGGAGAGAAGUGAAGACGACGAGUCAGAGUUUGGGGUUGUUGUUCCCUGAGGAGGCUGGUGAGGGGGAGAAUGGGCUCGGAGGACAGUGGGUCCGUGUGCUGGCGAAGGAGACAGCGCUUCCCGCGCGGAGGGUCGUUUCGGUCGAAGUCGACCUCGGGGCUGCGGAGGGCGAGAAGAAAGUUGGGUUUGAAGUGUGGCAGGUCAAGGAGGGCGUCAAGACCGAUCAUAUCAAGCCUCCGCCUCUUGAGCGUGAUCCGGAAGACGAAGAUGACGAAGAGCCAGAGGAGGAGGAGGAUAUCGAGGUGAAGGAGAAGACGGUAGAGAAGGAUGAGUUCUUGGUCGCAUUGGAGAUCCCGGCGAAGUUCGCGAAGAAGCAGAAGGGCGGGUGGAGGACGAGGGUGGAGGUGAAGUUGGUCGUUGGUGUGGAUGGGAAAGUGGAGAUCGAGGCCUGUGAAGUGGGUAAGGAAGGGGAGAGGGGGGAGAUAGUGAAGGGGGAAACGCCUGCUUUGUAGAAGGUAGUGUUUCCUGUCCGACGCCUCGUACGGCGCCGAUUAUAGCCAUCACAACUUUUUAUGUAC
Molecule: messenger RNA, 2070 nt
Organism: Stereum hirsutum FP-91666 SS1
Lineage: Eukaryota; Fungi; Basidiomycota; Agaricomycetes; Russulales; Stereaceae
Product: actin-like ATPase domain-containing protein
Exons: 4
Coding region: 1-2004 (667 amino acids)
Biological process (GO): protein folding
Cellular component (GO): nucleus; cytosol
Molecular function (GO): ATP binding; ATP-dependent protein folding chaperone
Source: RefSeq, a predicted model, not a curated record